This is a messenger RNA of Cydia fagiglandana, 1656 nucleotides long. RefSeq names its product organic cation transporter protein-like. The transcript is spliced from 6 exons. Gene Ontology annotation, cellular component: membrane. Gene Ontology annotation, molecular function: transmembrane transporter activity. The coding region runs from base 1 to 1656 and encodes 551 amino acids. Gene Ontology annotation, biological process: transmembrane transport. NCBI's taxonomy places the organism in Eukaryota, Metazoa, Arthropoda, Insecta, Lepidoptera, Tortricidae. The record is from RefSeq and is a predicted model, not a curated record.
AUGGCAAGCGUGGAAAAGCUGGAAGUUGGCCCCCCACAGAAACCAGGGACACCUGGGAAGGGGGUGGACCUGGACCAGAUCCUCGAGGAGGACUUGGGGCAGAUGGGCCGGUACCAGAUCGUGACGCUGCUGCUCGCUGCGCUGCCCAUCAUGUUCUCUGCCUUCGCUUCGGGAGAGUACAUCUUCACCACAGCCAGGAUACCUACCAGAUGCGUAAUCCCAGAAUGCGACGGGAGCACCCCAGAGUUCUCGCCAAUCUGGAAGCCGAACGCUAUCCCGCGCACAGAGAGCGGCUUCGACAACUGCAACCGUUACAGCAACAGUUCGGAGAACCACGCUGGGAACACGUGCCCCGCUUGGCUCUUUGAUAGGACUCGUACGGAGGCCUGCGAGGAGUAUGUCUAUGAGCACACCAAUAGCGUUGUAUACGAUUUCGGCCUGGCCUGCGACGAAUGGCGUCGCUCCCAGAUCGGCUCCAUCCGUACCAUCGGAACCCUGCUCGUGCUGCCGAUAACAGGCUACAUCUCCGACCGAUGGGGCCGCCGCGUGGCGCUCACUAUCAACGCCUUCAACACGGGCUGGAUCGGACUGGUGCGCUCGUUCGUCAACAGCUACGAGUGGUUCCUCACGCUCGAGGUGCUGGAGUCUACGGUUGGCGCUGGAUGUUACUCGUCUUGUUAUAUUUUGGUGACGGAACUAGUCGGGCCUAAAUACCGAGUGGUCGCCGGCGCCACCAUCUCCACCCUCUUCGCGCUCGGGCAGGUGGCGCUCGGGUUCAUCGCCUGGGGCGUGCAGCCCUGGCGCUCCCUCACGCAGGUCCUCUACGCGCCCCAGCUCCUUGUCGUCUGCUAUUUCUGGGUCCUUUCCGAAUCCGUCCGCUGGCUCAUGAGCAAAGGACGCUAUGAGGAAUCUGAGCAAAUCCUUAAGAAAGUUGCCAAAAUGAACGGAAGAGAGCUAUCGCAGAAGUCUUUAGAAGCGCUUAGAGAUUCCGCUGAAGCUGAGAAGAACAAAAUAAAGCCUAAAGAGCCAUGGCUGCCAAUUUUAGUCAUCAAAUCAAAGACGAUCCUCUCAAGAUGUCUGGUAUCUCCUAUCUGGUGGAUCACGAAUACGCUGGUGUACUACGGGAUGAACAUUAACGCCGUGAACCUAGUCGGUAACAGUUACUUGAACUACGUGGCGGUGGCCGCGGUGGAGAUCCCGGGGUACUGGACGGCGAUCCUGCUGCUGGACCGGAUCGGGCGCAAGCCGGUGCUCAUCUGCGGAUACUGGUUGUGCGCGGCUUGCCAGUUCAUAUUUGCUUUCAUGCCGGACGGUCACGCCAGCCUUUCCAUGGCCGUGUACCUGAUCGGCAAGUACUGCAUCGCCAUCGUGAUGACGUCAGUGUACGUGUACACAGCCGAGCUGUACCCCACCAAGUACCGGCACAACCUCUUCGCGUUCUCCUCCAUGAUCGGACGGCUGGGAUCCAUCACCGCGCCGCUUACUCCAUCAUUGGCUACGGAGGUGUGGGCGCCCUUCCCCUCGGUCCUGUUCGGCAGCGCGGCGCUGCUCUCCGGGGGCCUCAUCUUCACCACGCCGGAGACGCUCGGCACCAGGCUGCCGGACACCAUCGAGGAGGCUGAACAGCUCAGGAAUAACAGGAAUACCAAUCAAUAA